This is a messenger RNA of Mixia osmundae IAM 14324, 1262 nucleotides long. RefSeq lists its product as uncharacterized. Gene Ontology annotation, molecular function: lipoyl(octanoyl) transferase activity. Gene Ontology annotation, cellular component: mitochondrion. NCBI's taxonomy places the organism in Eukaryota, Fungi, Basidiomycota, Mixiomycetes, Mixiales, Mixiaceae. Gene Ontology annotation, biological process: protein lipoylation. The transcript has 4 exons. The coding region runs from base 105 to 938 and encodes 277 amino acids. The record is from RefSeq and is a predicted model, not a curated record.
CGUUGCUGCGCUUUGCCGCGCGCCUUCAGAUCAUCACAACGUGUGAUCGAGCGGAGUCGUGUGGGUUGGGGGGCACUUGUGCCGACUGUACAUGUUCAUUAGACAUGCAAUGCGCCAGCAGACCGGCUCUGAUCAUGUCUCAUGCGAGGCAUCUGCACAGUCGACCCAGUCUGUCAAGAGCGGUUCUAUGGAGCUAUCUGCCCACGCCGGUACGAUACACGAUCGGUCUGGCGCUACAAGAAGGUCUUGUUGAAUACUAUUCCUCGCUCCGUCAGCGUGGCCACGAGAGUCGCUCCGACGGUCUCUUGCUCCUCCUCGAGCAUACGCCAGUCUACACGACCGGUAGACGAGACUUGGCUCGACAAGACGAAGCGAGCCAAGCUAGGGAAAGGGAGAUACAGGCAGAAGCAGAGCGGCUCAGGUUGACCGGGGCAGAUUAUGUGAGGACUCAACGGGGAGGACAGACGACGUAUCAUGGUCCAGGUCAGCUCGUGGGCUACCCCAUCCUUGAUACUUCCUUGCUCGCAAUGUCGACGCGAGAGUAUGUCGACGCACUGCAGCGUUUCCAAGUAGGCUUGCUGCGCAGUCGAGGCGUCAGAACGAUAGACUCGCCUCAUACUGGCGUCUUCACCUCUGAGUCGGCGAAAAUUGCGUCUAUUGGGAUCCAAAUCAGGCAUCGCAUCAGCUCGCAUGGCUUCUCGAUCAACAUCGAGGAUAGAGUGCGCUCUCGGUUCGCAGAGAUUGUCGCUUGCGGACUCGCCGACGUGCGAGCCACGAGCGUAGAGUCACAGACCGGCACAGCCUUGUCAGUGCGAGAUAUCGUGCCUCAAGCUGUCAGUACUUUCGGCCAGACGUUCAACCGCGAGAUGGUGCAACUCAGUGAGCAGGACCAUCCUGAGUUGCAAGAGCUCAUCUAUCGGCAUACAAACAAUGGCUAGCCAAUUGUGCUUGCUCUGUUGUAAGGGAGGGUCAGCAAGAGCAAGUGGGCAUCUAGCAGGCGCGUACAAUGGUGAUCCUCACCGCCGUGCUCGCCAUGAUCGCCGUGUCCAUGCGCUUCCCACGGUAGUGCACCAAAAAGAACAGGUCCAUCCUCCUCUCUGAAUCUAUAGAAGAUGAAGAACCACAUCGUUGCACCUGUCCGCGCAUGUCCUGUCAGUGUCUAUAGAGGCUCUUGCCGCUCGAGCCGACCCAGUGCUUUGGCGGUUGCAGUGUGCCAUAGAGACGGCAUGGGAGGCACGAAGCCAUUGUAAGGACCUCCCGAG